Hydractinia symbiolongicarpus is the source of this 12520-nucleotide messenger RNA. Its product is annotated as protocadherin Fat 4-like. Lineage: Eukaryota; Metazoa; Cnidaria; Hydrozoa; Anthoathecata; Hydractiniidae. The record is from RefSeq and is a predicted model, not a curated record. Gene Ontology annotation, cellular component: membrane. Gene Ontology annotation, molecular function: calcium ion binding. Gene Ontology annotation, biological process: homophilic cell-cell adhesion. Bases 971 to 11785 code for a protein of 3604 amino acids. The transcript is spliced from 33 exons.
GGAGUUUCUGGGGUGCAACGCAGAAAUCCAGUCUUAGUAAAAGCAGAAGCGUGUGGCGGUAGUUGCGCUGUUCUGAAAGUUGAAACUCGAAAGUGCGACACUGGAAGAUGUUGUCCUGUCAAUUGCCAGAUGAACAACUGGGGAAGUUGGGGUAGUUGUAGCGCGGCUUGUGAACGAACUGGUGUAAAGAAAAGGUAUCGAAGUAUUAAAGUAUCACCAUCAUGUAAUGGCCUUUCUUGUCCGACUACAUCUGAUACAAAAGCGUGCAAUGGUCCUUGCUGCCGUCGAAAUUGUAAAGUUUCCACUUGGAGUUCUUGGGGAAAGUGUAAUGCUGCUGCAGGUGUGUUGUGUUAAAUGUUAUUUUUGUUCAUGCUCAAAUUACACUCUUUUCUAUAAUCAACCCAAAUUUUAAUUGCGGCUCAAUCUUCAUUAAGUUUCUGUAUUUUCCAUGCUUAACUGUUGCUUACUUGUCGUUCGUUACUUAUCUGCUUAAGAGAACAAGUUUAAGUGCUUUUGUGAACAGAUAGAUCGGUGCGCAAAUCGAAGUAAACUUUCCAUUUUAAUCAUGUUUGUUGUGGCGUAAAGCUUGCAUCAGUUUGAGAACAGAGGAAGUCCCUAAAAACAAGUGAUGGUUUUAGAGUUCUUUCUCUUAUUCUUAUAUACUCACUGGUUAUUGCUUACUACAAGUUGAUUUGUUUCUUGAAAGAUUCUUACCUCGUGUUACUUAUAAAAUUUUGCUAAUAUAUAAAAAGCCUUUUACUAUUAUUUUUUUGUGAUUAUUUGUUUUUUAUUUUAUAUCAUUGGGUUAGUAAGACAUAUUUCUUCCUAUUUAACUCUGAUAGGUGUGUGUGGUACAAAUAGUGGUACUCAAAUACGGACAAGAAAAGUGACAACUCGACAGUCAUGUGGAGGCACCUGUGUUAGUCUUCUCGAUUCUAAAAAAUGUACACCAGUACCUAUAACGUGUAAGAUGUCAACUUGGACAUCAUGGUCUUCUUGUCAACCCUUGUCAGGAAAUUGUGGUAAUGGAACAAAAAAUCGUCAACGACGAAUUCUACAGCAACCUUAUUGCAGUAAGAGAUGUGGUGAUCUAACUGAUACGAAAUUCUGUUUGCAUAGCUGCUGUCCUGUAAACUGCUCUUAUACAAAUUGGAGUGACUGGUCGUCAUGUUCGAAUGAAUGUGGAACAGGCAUGCAACUCCGACUCCGAAAAGUCAAUGUUUCCAGCUCUUGCGGAGGUAUUGCGUGUAGACAAGACCUAUUAAAAGAAACAAGAACUUGCACCAAACACAUAGAUUUGGAUUGCAAACUGACAACAUGGUCCAAUUGGUCACUUUGUAGUUCAGGCUGCGGUAAUGGAACAGUACAGAGGUCGAGAAAUAUAACACAACAGGCAAAAUGCAGAGGGAAAAAAUGUGAAGUACUUAUUGAGACAACGUCUUGUAGUAGCUACAGAGAGCGAACACACUGCCAGGUUGGUCAAUGGAGUGUUUGGGGCCCUUGUGAUACAAAAUGCGCUAUUGGUAGUCAAAAAAGAGUAAGGCAAACCACAACACAACCUGUUUGCAAUGGGAGAGCUUGUCCUGCUGUGCAAGAUGUCAGAUCUUGUGGGAAAAUAAAUGGCGGCUGCGAGCAAGUGUGUUCGGCAGGUUCAUGCAUAUGUCGUCCAGGAUAUGUGGCAAGAAAUAAAACACAUUGCAUUGGAAAAAACUGUGGACUUCUAUUAAUGACUUAUUGCCCAUCAGGAAUAACUGGUUCUGCUUGUAAAUAUCCCAGUGUCCGUUGUCCUGGAGGAAGCUCUAUGUUUCCUGUUACAUGCACUCUUGAAUGUGUCAGUGGAUACACACUAAUUGGGAAAAAUACCGUCUCAUGUCAAACUUCGGGCAGCUGGUCUCCUGUUCAAAGCUACUGUAAAAGAAAUAACAACCCACCAAGUGAUAUUACAUUAUCUCAAAUCACUGUCCCAGAAAAUGAAGGAGUGGGGUAUAUUGUGGGUAGUUUGGUAACUCUAGAUUCAAACAAGAAUGACACUCAUACCUACCAAAUAACACAUGAUAGGUGCAAAUGUUUCAGUAUUAUCAAUAACCAGCUGAAAACGUUGAAAUCGUUCGACUUUGAAAGUGUUUCAAACAAAUUUGACAUUACUAUAAGAACUACAGACAAUGGUAUUCCAAACUUGAAUUUUGAGAAAACGUUUCAGAUACAAGUACUGGAUGUCAAUGAGAAGCCAAAAGAUAUUAUAUUAUCAAAUUCUGCUAUUGAUGAAAAUACAGACAAUUACACGUUUGUUGGUUCCCUGCAAACAAUGGAUGAUGAUCAAAAUCAAACCUUUGUCUACACCUUAUUGGAUUCUGCCGAUGGAUUGUUUACAUUGGCUCACAAUGACAGAUUGUUGACCUCUAAAGGAAACAAGGACUGUCUUGCAAAGCCUAACCCAACGAAAUGUCCAUUAAACUUUGAAAAGAGUCCGAAAUAUCAAGUUGCAAUUAUGUCUACUGAUAAUGGUAGUCCACCAAAAACAGUUAUGAAGACAUUCGACAUCACGUUGAGAGAUAUGAAUGACCCACCAUUUAACAUCACACUAUCAGCUACUUCAGUGAAUGAAAGUUCACCGAAAAAUACACUGAUAGGACAAUUUUCGGCUCAGGAUGAAGACAAAUUACAAAGAUUGACUUACAAACUAACCAAUGACGAUGGAGGCAAUUUUUUUGUUACGAACACUGGCUUAUUAUACAAAGCAAAACCGUCUGAUUAUGAAACUACUUCAGAUCAUACGAUCGAAGUGGAGGUCUCGGAUAACGGAAUAGUUCAACAAAAGACGACACAAGGCUUCAUUAUUGAUGUCAUUGAUGCAAAUGAACCACCAGUGAAAAUAAAGCUUCUUUCAGCCUCGCCAUCAUCUAUUGCAGUCAAUGAUACAUUGAUUGUGCCUGAAAAUACAACAUCUAAUAUGAUGGUUGGACAAAUUGAGAUAUACGACGAGGAUUUAGUAACCAGUCUUAAUGUAAAAAUGGAAAACUCUCAUGGCCAAACUGUUGAUGUUGGCACUAAUCAAGUACAAUGUCAAAAUACUUCGAAGUUUGGCGCCAAAUCUAAAUGCACGACUGCUGUAUAUUUGAAGAAAGAAUUAAAUUUUGAGGUUAAAGACUCGUACAAAUUUGUGUUAAAAAUAACAGACAGAGGACAUGUUGCUUUGUAUACGUUUGUAGUGAAGGUUUCCGAUAGUAACGACAAACCAACUGAGAUCCUGUUGGACAACGCCGACUAUGUCACUGUUUAUGAAAAUCAAGUGGGUGUAAAUGUUGGGUCAAUGUCGACAAUUGAUGAAGAUUUGGGCCAGUCGUACACAUAUAAAUUGCUUGAUAACAUAGACAUGUUUGAAAUAAAAAGUACGAUGUUCAAGUUUAAAGAUGGGGCAUUUGCGAAUUACGAGAAAAAGUCCAUUUACUAUGUGAAAAUCCAAAGUACUGAUAAUGGCAAUCCUCCAAAAUCAACUGAAGAUGUAAUUGUUAUUAAUAUUGCUGACGUGAAUGAUUUACCUACAUCUGUUUCGCUUUCAAAUUCAGCAGUAUACGAAAACGCCAGCAUUGGACACAUUGUUGGAGUUUUAAACAUCAUUGACGAAGAUACGAGAAACGCUAACACAACUACUCACCCUUGCCAUGUAACAAACAGCAGCUUGUUCCUGAUUGAGAAUAAUAUCCUCAAAGUCAACUCUCAAUUGGAUCAUGAAAGUGCUAGUGUCAUCUCAGUGGUGGUAGCAUGUGUUGACAGAUCUCUGGUUGGUAAUUGGACAAUACAAGUGUUUGUAAGAGAUGUUAAUGAAGCACCAUAUGGAAUAAUUCUUUCAAAUAGUAGAAUCGCUGAGAAUGCAAACAUUCCAACAUUAAUAGGCGUGUUAUCUACAAUUGAUCCUGAUAAUGAAUUUGUUGCAAGACAAUCAUUUAAUUACACCAUUCUCACUAAUAAUGAUUUCUUCAAAACAGUUGGUGAUAAAUUGUUUGCUACUACUAAAUUUAACUUUGAAACUCUUACUUCAAUCGAUGUAGAUAUCAGGGUUACGGAUUCUGGAGUUCCAGCAAAGUCAUAUACUGAAUUAAAAAUUAUAACAAUUGAAGAUGUCAAUGACAGACCGACGGAUGUUAUUAUGUUAAACGAUGUUGUUGAUGAGAACAGUGCAGUGGAUACAGUAAUUGGGGUCCUGGACACUUCUGAUGAAGACAACAAUCAAAAUCACAAAUAUCGUUUAAUUGAUAGCAGUGAUGCACGAUUCAAGAUCAUUGGCAAUACGUUGAUGGUUUCUGAAGAUAACACAAAAUGUUUAGAAAACGGAGGAGGUUAUUGCAGAUUGAAUUUUGAAAAGACACAACAGCUUAGUAUCUCUGUUAUUGCAACCGAUAAUGGUUCUCCAGAAUUAUCGCUGACAAAGAACCUGACAAUAUACUUAAGGGAUAUAAAUGACAAGCCGUAUAACUUAUCACUAUCCGGCCACACUUUGCGAGAAGAUGCUGCAGUAGGUUAUAUUAUUGGAAAAUUGACUGCUAAUGAUGAUGAUUCGUCACAAUUGUUGAGUUUCAAAAUAACUGGCGGACCAAAAGAUCAUUUUUAUAUUGACGAUAAAUCAAAUUUAAGAAAGAAGUCCAAUUUCUCUGAUUUUGAAACACAGUCGUUGUAUAGGUUGUCAAUUGAAGCAAAAGAUAACGGAUGGCCUCCACAAAAGACAUCAGCAAAUUUCACAAUUGAAGUCCUCGACGUAAACGAAGCUCCUAUAUCAACGCUAAUCAAAGAUGACGCCGCACAGCACACAUACAAUGAAAGCAACCCACACGUAGAAGAAAACUCUCCAAUUGGUACUGUUGUGGGUACAAUUUUUUCAUUUGACGAAGAUUUCUCAGCGAAAUUGGAUAUUAAACUAGAUAACGAUUGCAAUGAAACAUUCGCGCUGCACGCUGAAACAAUAUGCGUGAACUCCACCGGCAAGAUCAAAACAACUUGCAGAAGAAAGUUACUAACCAACACGUUAUUGAACUACGAAGAAAAAAGUUUAUAUACCAUAUUAGUUCGUUCGACCGACCAAGGAGGGUUGCGUCACGUGCAAGAAUUUAAAGUCUCCAUCAUCGAUGUUAACGACGCUCCUUCUGAUGUUCUUUUAAGUGGAAAGCGUGUAGCAUCGAUCCAAGAAAACAUUGCUGGAGCUUAUAUUGCGGACAUCUCAACAGUUGAUGAUGAUCAAGGACAGACUUUCUCAUACCAGAUACAAGGUCAUGAAAGUAUUUUUUUUGAAAUUCGACAUUCCAAUAAGUUGCAUAUGAAAGAAACCGUUGCUUUUGAUUUUGAGCAAAUUGCCUCAUAUAACAUAUCGAUAAAUUCAACUGACAGUGGAUCACCAAGAAAAUCAGUAUUAGCUGUGCUCCCGGUCAUUAUUGAAGAUGUAAACGAGAGACCUAUCAUAGGGACAUUCCCAGACCUAAAAGUAAAAGAAAAUGCAACUGCAGGAACGAUUAUUGGAACCAUUGAUAUUAGAGAUCCUGAUAACUUAGGCCAGAAUACUUAUAAACAGGUACAUAGCUGUUAUGUAGACCAUACGCAUAACAUGUUUAACGUCACAUCUCAUAAAACUCAUGGAGGACUUGGAAGAACACAUUAUCUCUGUGUAUCUAAUAACAAAUUGGACUAUGAAAAGGCAACUUCGUACAACAUAACAAUAAAAUGUGAAGAUUCUGGCAGUCCUAAACUUAGUACAAAAAGAAGUCUCGUAAUCAGAGUUGAAGACGUCAAUGAGUCGCCAAUGAAUAUCAAAAUUUCAAGUGGCAAUAUCGAUGAAAAUGUGCAGCCACAGGUUGUCGGUACUUUAAGUACUGUUGAUCCUGACAAUUUUGGGCAUGCUGCGCGCCAAUCAUUUACCUACACUCUACUUAAUCAAACCGUUCCUUUUGUAAUCAAUGGAGACAAACUGGCAACGACGGUGUCAUUGGAUUACGAAAUGAAACCUUCUUACGAUCUUCUUAUAAAAUCUGUAGACAAUGGCUCUCCAAGUUUAUCAUUUCAAAAAAUGAUACAAAUCUUAGUCGUGGAUGUAAAUGAAGCUCCUAUCGAAAUUAUCCUUUCCAAUAACACAGUGGCGGAGAACAGCAAGAAAGGGACGAUAAUAGGAUUGCUCUCCGUGAUAGACGAAGACCGAUCAAAAUUAGGAGAAAAGCAACAACAUACUUACAGUUUAAGUGCGAAUCCAUUUGGCAUGUUCCGUAUUGCCGGAAACAUACUGCAAGUUGCUGAAGACAACACUCUCUGUCUGCAACUUGGUGGCGCACAUUGUAAAUUGAACUUUGAAUCGAACAGAUUCUUGAAAAUUACUAUUGACGUCACUGACGAUGGAACUCCAGCGCAAAGUUUCCAAAAAAAAAUUGAUAUUAUUGUCACCGAUGCAAAUGAUAAACCUCGAAAUUUAAGGUUGUCAUCGAACGUUGUUGCUGAAAAUGCCAGUAUAGGAUUUGAAAUUGGUAAGCUGAGCGUCGAAGAUGAAGAUGUUGGCCAAAAACAUAUCUUCUCACUGGCUGAUGACGAUAAAGGGAGAUUUAUAAUCAAAAACAACUCUGUAAUAAAAGCUAAAUCUACGAAUUACGAAAGUAAACAGAGUCAUAAGAUUGUUGUUGCUGCUACAGAUGAUGGAAUGCCAUCAAUCACGAUUAAAAAGGAGAUUCACAUCAUUAUACAAAAUAUAAAUGAAUCUCCCACUAACCUACGAUUAACAAGCCUAAUAGCUUCACAAAGUUUUCCAGAUAAUCAACCUAAAGUAAAAGAAAACACGUCGAAUGGUACGGUGGUCGCCACAGUGGAAGCAGAUGAUCAAGACGCGGUUGAACGUUUGGCGUUUCAGCUUCUUGAAAAUCCUGACGAAAAGUUUCGAUUGGAUAAUAAAGUAGUUUGUACAAAUAUUUCUACUGGGAUAGGUCAGCACACAUUAUGUAGAACGAAUCUGUUAGUCAACUCAACGCUCGAUUUCGAGAAGGAAGCCGUGAUCCUAAUAUCAAUUCGCGUGUCAGAUCCUGCCGAUCUUUCACACGCAGCUAGCUUUAAUAUAACUCUCCUUGAUGGCAACGAUGCACCGACAGAUGUAACAAUUCAAGGUGAACACUUGUGUUUCGUGCAGGAGAAUUUGAAAUACAAACGUAUUGGAGUGCUGGAAACAAUCGACCAGGACCCUUUUCAAGACUUUACGUAUAAAAUAAUUGACAGCGCAGGAAAUCGAUUUGCGAUUCAAAAAGAUCUGUUUGGUGUGUAUGAACUUUUUACCACGGAUACUAUUUUGGAUUAUGAGAGUCAGGCAAACUACACUAUUGUCGUGGAAACUACUGAUAAUGGUAGACCAGCUAUGAGUCACCAAGGAAGUAUUAUUGUGCAGGUGAUUGAUAUCAAUGAAGCUCCAACGGACAUCAAGUUAUCUUUGAAUCACGCAAAAGAAAACACGCCGAACAAUACUUUUGUUUGCAACAUUACGGUAACCGAUCCUGACAAUAAACAUACAUUAAUACAAAGUCAUAGUUGUGAGAUCAACCAAGUCGGUUCAAAAUUAUUCCGGUUGUCUCAAAACCAACUGUUUGUGAAUGGAGCUCUAGAUCAUGAAAGUAGAAGCAAAGUCGCGAUUCCAAUUCUUUGCAUUGAUUCUGGUUUUCCAAGAAAGUCUUUCGAAAAAGAUGUAAUUAUGUAUAUUGACGAUGUUAAUGAACCACCCACUGGGCUGUCACUGACUAGUGGGACAGCGCCAGAGAACAAGGAUAAUUACAUCAUUGGGACUUUUAUUGUCCAUGAUCCUGACCUCAAUGGUAACAAUCACACGCUUAGUUUGGUUAAUCCAACUGUACCUUUUGUUAUUGAUGGCCUCAUGCUGAAAACGUCACAAAAAUUGAAUUACGAAAAACGAAAUUCGUAUUCAAUCGAUGUGAAUGUUAAAGAUGUUCCAGGCUCCUCAUACACUGAAGCUUUUCAAAUCACAGUAGAAGAUCGAAACGACGCGCCAAACGAUUUAAAAUGCAGCGGAAGUUUUGCUAUCUCUGAAAAAGCGAAUCGCGGAGCUCACAUUGGACGGUGCACAGCUGUGGAUGAGGACAGGUAUCAGACACACACAUAUAACAUAUCAGGUGUAAGCUUUCAGCACGCACAGGCGUAUUACAGCAUGUUACACCCAAUAAGCCGUCAAUCUCCAUUUCGCAUUGAACGCAAAACUGGUUCGAUAACUUUACAGAGCUCUUCAACAAUCAAACCUGGUGUAUUUACCAUUACAAUUGCUGCAACAGAUGAUGGGAUACCACAGCUAACGCUCAGACAGAAUGUCUCUAUCUACGUUACAAAUGUGAAUGAACGCCCAACAAAUAUAAUUAUGCGAAAUAACAAGAUUCCAGAAAACGCACCUUUAGGAAGCGUCGUCGGUUCCUUGCUUGUAAAAGAUCCUGACAAUCGUCAUCAACAUGUUCAAAAUCAUUCCUGUGUCGUGAAGGAGAGAGCGUCUCCAUUUGAGAUCAACUCGCGAAAUCAACUGAUAGUGAAACAUCCACAGUUGUUGGAUUUCGAAAAAAAAACUUUCUUUGACACGCUUGUUGAAUGCACAGAAGAGAAUGGAGGAUUUUCCAUUCAAAAAAAGUUUGUGAUAAACAUUUUGAACGUUAACGAGCCUCCUCAAAAUAUAUCUUUGACUCCAUCUUCAAUCGAUGAGCACAACAAGAUUAACGAAGUCGUUGGUGUGAUCAUGUUUACUGAUCCUGAUAAUCUGAAUGUUUUGAACGAUAAUGUAUCGAUCAGCAAAUUCACAUCAUUUGGUGCUCCUUUUCAACUGCGCCCUCCAUUUUUACUGGUGGCAACUCAAGUUCUAGAUCAUGAAAAGGAAUCUUCCUUUACAGUUCAAGUGACGUUACAGGAUGAUGGGAAACCUCCAAAAUCAAACACACAAAAUAUAACAAUAUUGGUAAAUGAUUUGAAUGAUGCACCCACAGAUAUAAUACUGUCAGCAACGACACUGAAAGAAGACAUGCUGCCUGGUAGUAUUGUGGCCAAUUUGUCGACACUAGAUCAUGAUCAGAACCAACAACAUACUUAUAAAUUUCAAGACGACGCAGGUCUUUUCUCAAUAUCCGGACACCAAAUCACUUUAAAUGGAAAACUAAACUAUGAAGCAUUCAAAUCAGUGGAUAUUGUAGUGCAAACUACAGACAAUGGAAGUCCCCCGUUAUCGUUUCAGAAACGUUUUACACUUCUCGUUGCCGACGCAAAUGACAAACCGGAUUUUGUGUCGAAAACCAUAAUACCUGUUCCUGAGAAUACACGUUCAGAUUUCAAAAUAGCAAGCCUUCGCGUAAACGAUGAAGAUGAUUUCCAAUUACAUACGUGCAUUUGUAUUAGCAGCAAUAAAGACUGGAUUUUACUCUUUACUGAAGAAAGCGGAAAUGUUUCAGUCUAUAUAAACUCUACCAGUAUCCACCUUGACUUUGAAGCCCUUCAAAUAUUAAAAUUUGAGGUCAGAUGUUUUGAUGAUGGCGUGCCAAAACUGUCAAUAGAUACCACAUUGGAAGUACCUGUGCUUGAUGUUAAUGAAGCGCCGUAUGGAAUAAAAAUAAAUAAUUCAUCAUUUGUGUUUUUAAAUGAGAAUCCUAUACCGGGUGAAGAUGUUGGAAUACUGCAAUGUCUUGAUCCUGACCUUGGUCAAGCGUAUUCUUAUGAAGUGCUUGGUGAAUCGAAGAAAUAUUUCAAGGUUUCCCCAUCGUCCAACGAAUUGUCAAUCAUAAAUCUACCGCAAUUGAAUUACGAGGCGCCGCCUGGUGUGAAUCAAAUUGUCGUGGACCUCCGUGUGACAGACAAUGGUCAACCACCGCUAUCGUACAAAGCAAAUAUAACCAUCAUAGCAAAAGACGUGAAUGAACCACCAACCAAUAUCACAUUAAUUCAUGGUUCGCGAAAUAUUAAAGAAGACACAAAAGUUAAGAAACUAGGAGAGCUGUGGUCACACAACCCUGAGGGUAUAAGGCAACUGGUCACGUUCAAACUAUUGAAUUAUCAGCACGUGUUUAAAAUAGUUACUACGCAUGCUCCUGCCUCUACGUCAUAUUUAUAUCUAAUUAGCGAUUUGGAAGCAGAUAUUACAUCUUCUUACGUUUUAUCAAUCCAAGCAACUGACAAUGGCAAGCCACCCCUCUCCACCAUGGGUGUUAUUUCGUUCAAUAUAUUGAAAUCAAAUCCUUGUGUUAUUAACAAUGUUACUUGCCUGAAAAAUGCAGUGUGCAAGAGAGUGAACAAAUUGGAAAGUAAGUGCAUAUGUUCACCAGGUUUUGCUUUGCGUGAUAACGUUUGCGCGCCAAUUGAUGAUUGCUUUCCGCAGUGUCGAUUUUGUAUUGGUACAAAACAAAAGGAGUGCGCUGAUUCUAAGAGUAAACCGUGCUCACCGUGUCAAAAUGGCGGUAUGUGUACUGACCUGCAUCUAAAUUAUACUUGCCAGUGCAAACCAGGUUAUAGCGGUCAUGAUUGCUCUGUCAAUAUUGAUGACUGCAAGCCUAAUCCCUGUCUUCAAAAUUCGACUUGUUAUGAUGGAAUAAACAACUUUACAUGUGAAUGUGCCCAUGGAUUCCGAGGUCAAACUUGCGCCGUAGAAAUCGAUGAGUGCGAAUCAAAACCUUGCUUUAAAGGAGCAUGUACUGAUUUGAUAAACGGGUAUAAGUGCGCAUGCCCCACUGGCUUGCACGGUUCUUCGUGUGAAAGAAACUCCACGGGUUGUUCUGGAAAUACUUGCAGUAAGCAACAGCUUUGUACUUCGAUUGACUUGUCUAGUAAAUCAAAAGGUGUAGCAAGCUGGAGGUGCGUACCAAACGAUGAAACUGUCACACUAUCCUUUCCCACUUGGUUUGCGCCACUUUCCGGGAACGCCAUGAUAUUAUGGAAACUUCACUUUGAGGAUUUUUUAAGGAACACGUUAACUAUUCCGCUGCCCUGGAUUCAACCCAAGAGUAAAUAUAAGGACGUGAAAUUAUCUGAUUCCACAAUUUUAUCGUAUGGCCCCGGUGUUAAGGAAGCGGUAAAUUAUGCUGACGAUGCGAAAACAGAUGUUAAAUUUUAUGGUGUUUAUAAAGACAAAGUUUUAUCCCCGAACGUACUAUUGUAUUCGAUUAACGAGACUUGCGAAGAACUGUUUGUUGAUUGUACACUUCAGAAUAACCAAUUUGGAUGCCAUGUUUGUUCCGUCGUCGCAUUGUAUUUAAAUAACAGCAAAAACAUUAAAAAACCGGUCAUUUCUCAAUACACUUUUGAUAGAGAUCCGCUGUAUAUGACGGCACUACCCAUCGCCGGCAUUGUUCUGUGUGUUUUGGUCAUCUUUAUUGUUGUCGUGUUUAUAUUCCGGAGCAGACGAAAUAAUCGCAAAAGAAAAUUAGACAUUACAAUGUCUGGUAAAACCGCAAAGAGAGGAAAACAUUUGGAAACUUUGGAAAAAAGAUCAAGUCUUUACAAUGAAUACGACAUGGAUAAUUUCGAUGGGCAUUUUAAUCCGAUAUACGGCGUUGACGAGGACGAAGUUGAUAAUGAAGCAACGACGGCCAACCCACUUUAUGAUAACUCGCGACCAGAAGACUUGUUUUCUAGCACAACAGAAAUACGUACCAAUGGUGCCAAUAUGUUUGAAAAUCCGCUGUAUGGUGUGACUGGAAUCGAGGGAAACUAUUUGGAGACUGCAAUGGACGAUGUAAAUGCUUCAUCUGAGGGAAUUAUAAAUCCUUUCUUCGAAAAUCAGAAUAUUGAAAUCUUGUAACAUUAUAGAAAAAAGGUUACAUGUUUGUAAAUAUUUAGGUUUGACAGGCAGUGUCUUUUUCACAUUUUUACACAAAUUACACAUAUUUUGUAAAGCUUGCUUUAUACUUUUUGAACAGAAGAACAAAACUGAUAAUGAACUUUUCUAGGUACAGCUUUUGCACUUAACCAACCUUAUUCGUACAGUGUGGAAAACCCUCUUGCAAACGAAAUAUUAGCUAAGACCUUGUUUAUGACUAAAGUAUAUAUGCUGUAUAUAUAUAAAGUAUAUAUGCUGUAUUUUUCAACAAAUAGGAUCAUCUAAUCACGUAUCGAUAAGCAACAUAAUAUAUAUUGUAAAUUGUUUUUUUUUACAUUAAUUUGGAUACUUUGUAUAAUAUCAAUUUAUAACGAUUAAUUAAUACAUUAAUCUAUCAGUAGAGAAAUAAACAUGUGGUCUUGACAAUUUUAACACAAAAUUGAGAAAAACUUUCAAUUAAGCGAGGGUGAGGUUACCUAAGCGCUUUAAAUAAGUGAUAAUAACUUUGUUUUACUAUUCAAAACUGAACAAUUUUCAAAUAUCUUUUGCAUCUAUCAAAUGGUGCCAUUUCGUUAUACGUUUGUGAGGCUCGUUUUGCACUUCUCUCCAGUGAUCAGCAGCUGACUCUUGUGGGGAUGAUGAACUAAAAAUGACAUAUCCCAACACGUCAUCCUUACCAACCAAAUUAUGAUUGAACAACGUGACAGCCAGCGAAAA